AUGUAUUUUUCCUUGAAGACUUUGGGACUUAUCUUUAUCUUUGCAAUUGUUACGUCUGCUUCUUCCAAAUUUGCAAGUUCUUGUGAAAACAUCAAUGGAUUUGGAACAAUUCUCCACGCAGAUUGCCAAGUGACUGAAGACGGCACUCUUCAACAGACUACUCUUGACCUGAACCGCUGCCUCAGGAACUCGAAGGGAAAGCUCAAGAUUUGA
Molecule: messenger RNA, 213 nt
Organism: Penicillium taxi
Lineage: Eukaryota; Fungi; Ascomycota; Eurotiomycetes; Eurotiales; Aspergillaceae
Product: CVNH domain-containing protein
Exons: 2
Coding region: 1-213 (70 amino acids)
Source: RefSeq, a predicted model, not a curated record